AGAAUGGCAGGAGGGUGGUCAGCUGUGGGUGCAGCAGGUGUCCAGUACUCCGGCCACCCGGCUGGAUGUGGUCAAUCUUCAGGAGCAGCUGGACCUAAGGCUGCAGCAACGCCAGGCACGUGAGACCGGCAUCUGCCCUGUACGCAGGGAACUGUACUCUCAGUGCUUUGAUGAGCUGAUUCGUCAGGUGACCAUCAACUGUGCGGAGCGCGGCUUGUUGCUUCUGCGUGUCCGUGAUGAGAUCCGCAUGACGAUCGCUGCGUACCAGACGCUAUACGAGAGCAGCGUGGCGUUCGGCAUGAGGAAGGCUCUACAGGCCGAGCAGGGGAAGGCAGACAUGGAGAAGAGAAUCUCUGAACUGGAGACUGAUAAGCGCGACCUCGAGCGCCAGGUCAACGAACUCAAGGCCAAGUGCGAGGCUAUCGAGAAGCGGGAGGCAGAGCGGAGACAGGUGGAGGAGAAGAAACACUCCGAGGAGAUCCAGUUCCUUAAGAGGACCAACCAACAGCUUAAGACCCAGUUGGAGGGAAUCAUCGCUCCUAAGAAGUAAAAGAUCUGAUGUCUCUACAGUCAACAUGGGACCAGCAUUAGCAAAAACUUUAAAUUAACAAACUUUCUACUCAAAUUUAACAUCUUUUUAUUCAAGUUGUUACAAUGCAGUCAGCAAAAGUUUUGGAAAAGAAAAAAAUAGAGGGAUUUGAAAAGGUUUUGGAACAAGAUUCUUGGGUGUACAUGUACAGUGCAAGAAGGUGUUCUCCCAAUGUGAAAAGUUAAUCUUAAAUUAACUACGUGGCCUUAUAAAAAAGAUGAUUCGAGCUCUGCAAGUUUUGUAAGUAUUUUUAAUGUAGAAUAUUUGUCUGUGUUAAACAGUGGAGUUGUGUAUAUAUGACACUAUCUUAACAAUUCACCAUAUAGUCUUCCUCUAACUAGUUCUUAAGUAUGGUGCACUCUGUAUCUAUAAUUCUUCAGAAUUUGCAAGAAAAAACAAACACACUUUGUGCCUUAUCCAGAAUUCUGUAUAUCUGGGCUCUACUGUUGAUGAUAUUGUGUAAAGUUGAAAUUAUUUGGUUUGCAAAAACUUCUAGUGUCUUUUAGAAUGGUUGGAAUGAUGCACACUUGUUAUGUGAUUGUCUAUAAUAAAAUCUUUGCAGGUUUCUUA
This is a messenger RNA of Branchiostoma floridae (Florida lancelet), 1159 nucleotides long. RefSeq names its product axonemal dynein light intermediate polypeptide 1-like. Gene Ontology annotation, molecular function: dynein heavy chain binding. NCBI's taxonomy places the organism in Eukaryota, Metazoa, Chordata, Leptocardii, Amphioxiformes, Branchiostomatidae. Gene Ontology annotation, cellular component: filopodium; axoneme. The record is from RefSeq and is a predicted model, not a curated record.